Messenger RNA from Linum trigynum, 2841 nucleotides. The record is from the annotation of a GenBank genome assembly. Lineage: Eukaryota; Viridiplantae; Streptophyta; Magnoliopsida; Malpighiales; Linaceae.
UGUCACAUCUACUUACCAGUCCGCCGUAGUCCAUGGUGGUGUAAAAAGUCAUCGCCACAUGGGGGUGACAAAAAGGUCUCCCGUUGAAUUUCGUUUCUCGUCCGUUUAUUUUGUGGUAAGAAAGAAUGGCGAGCAUUCGAGUAGCAAAGUCCUCGAUGGAGUCAGCCUUCUGUAUAACUGUCAAAUAUGUUAUUUUCGUAUGGCUUCUAAUGAAGGAUUGGUUGGCUGCUGCUCCCUUUGGGAAGGAAACUGACCAUGGACUCUGCAAAGCUUCUUCUGCUAUCUCUGCUUCUUUUCUGGCACCAAACGAGCUCUGGCUCUCAUGAUACCUUAGCUGCAAAUGAAUCCAUCAGCGACGGGAGCCUGGUGAUCUCCAGAGGUGGUAGAUUUGCUCUGGGAUUUUUCAGUCCUGGUAGUUCGAGCUAUAGAUAUCUUGGCAUUUGGUACCAUGAUAUAGGAGAGCAAACUGUGGUGUGGGUUGCAAAUCGUAAUGAUCCCAUCACUGGGACUUCAGGGAUUCUUACGGGUCAUGGAUAUUGCAGCCUUUUCCUCUACAGUAAUAGUAGCAGCAAGCUUCCCAUAUGGUCUGCUAAUGUUUCAGCGGGAUCAAAUGGCACAUGUGUAGCUCAGUUGUUGGAUUCUGGAAAUUUUGUGUUGAAGGAAGGUGCAAGUAAGAGUACUACUCUGUGGCAAAGCUUUGAUUAUCCGUCGGACACUGUACUGCCUGGGAUGAAAAUUGGGUUGAGUAGGAGAACAGGUUCGAGCAGCUUCUUGACAUCUUGGCGAUCAGCAGACGAUCCAGGUAUAGGGAAUUUCUCAUAUAAGCUUAAGCCAAGUGCCUCGCCGCAGUUGUUUAUGUACCAAGGUACCAUUCCUUAUUGGCGGGGCGCUCCUUGGCAGUGGGAGAGGUGGGAGGAUAACCAUGAAUUCUACAAAGACUCAUUUGUAGACAACGACGAUGGGAUAUUCCUCUCAUCUGCUACUGUGGACUCUUCUUUACUCGUAAGGGCAGUCGUCGAUCCUUCAGGAAUCUUGACGGCAAUGACACGUGAUGAAAGCGAUGGCCAGUGGAGGGUCUUCUAUUCAUCCCCUAAGCAGAAGUGUGAUUUCUAUGGAAGUUGUGGCCCUAACAGUAAGUGUGAUCCUGGCAUUGUUUUCCCGUUUGAAUGUGCUUGUUUACCUGGUUAUGAACCUAGGUACCCCAGAAUGUGGCAUUUGAGAGAUGGAUCUGGCGGGUGUGUCAGAAAGAGAUUAGAAUCAUCUUCGAUUUGUAGGAAUGGAGAAGGGUUUGUGAGAGUAGGAAAAGUGAAGCUUCCUGAUACUUCAGCAGCCAUCUGGGUGGACUUGGGAAGAAGGAAAUUGACCUGUGAAGGUGAAUGCAGAAAGAACUGCUCAUGCUCUGCAUAUGCUACCAUGGCUAUUGAUGGGAAAGGGAUUGGUUGUUUGACAUGGUAUGGAACACUGAUUGAUACAGUUAACUAUCCAGUCCGUGCUUACGAUCUCUAUGUUCGUGUUGAUGCUAUUGAACUAGCUGAUUAUCUGAAGGAAUCCAGUGGCUUUCUCGAGUUGAAGAUGAAGUUGCAGUUGAGCAGCAUCAUUCCGUCCAUUGUCUCAGUAUGGGUUGUCAUUGUCUUGUCUGUGUAUUUGUGGCUCAGAAAGAGGAGAAGGAGUAGGGCGAAGAACAUACAGAUCAGAAAUCUAUUUCAUCCAACUGAUGGUUCAAACUACUUGGAAGAUUCUGUGGCUCCAACAGACAUCAAGCGAAGUACUGUCUACCCUGAAUUACCUUUUUUCGGCCUCAGCACCAUAUAUGAAGCCACUGACAGUUUUUCCCCAGAAAACAAACUUGGACAAGGGGGUUUUGGUUUAGUGUACAAGGGAAAGCUGUCAAACGGACAAGAGGUGGCUAUAAAACGAUUGUCCAAAAAUUCAAGAGAGGGGCUGGAGCAAUUCAAGAAUGAAGUAUUCUUGAUUGCAAAGCUCCAACACAGGAACCUUGUGAAGCUUCAUGGUUGCUGCAUUGAGCAAGAUGAACAGAUACUGAUUUAUGAGUACCUGUCCCGCAAUAGUUUGGAUUCCCUUCUCUUUGUUGACGAGAGCCUAAGAUCAUCUUUGGAUUGGAGGAAACGGUUUAACAUCAUUGUUGGUAUUGCUCGUGGGAUCUUGUAUCUUCAUCAGGAUUCCAGAUUCCGAAUAAUUCAUAGAGAUCUGAAACCUAGUAAUAUUCUCCUGGAUGCUGAGCUGAAUCCCAAAAUUUCUGAUUUUGGGAUGGCUAGAAUAUUGAACGGUGACCAAAUGGAAAGGAAGACAAGUAGAAUUGGAGGAACGUAUGGUUACAUGUCACCUGAGUAUGCGCUCUUUGGAAGGUUUUCUGUGAAAUCCGACGUGUUCAGCUUUGGGGUGAUAUUACUGGAAACCGUCACUGGAAAGAAGAUGAAUGAGCUGUCCCAUGAAGAUCCUUCAUUGAGUUUGAUCGGUCAUGUGUGGGAAUUAUGGAAGACAGACAGAGUCUCGGAGCUGGUCGAUUUGUCGCUGUCAUUGUCACAUAAGGACUCGAACGAGGCACUGAGAUGCAUCCAAAUCGGGCUGUUGUGCGUGGAGGAAAUUGCAGCACAUCGACCUGAUAUGCUGGCUGUGGUUCUUAUGCUGAACAGCGAAACAACACCUGUUCCGACUCCCAAGCGACCUGCAUUUGUUUGCGUGAGACCCAAGGCAUUGCUCGCAGAAGAACGUACUUGCUCGUUAAAUGAGAUGUCAUUUUCAGGGAUCUUAAGUCGCUGACAUACCCUCUCCUUAGUCGAAUGCUAGAUAUCAAUCGUCUAAGAAAGUGGUUAAAGUUAC